Messenger RNA from Xylaria bambusicola, 1536 nucleotides. RefSeq lists its product as uncharacterized. The coding region runs from base 398 to 1333 and encodes 311 amino acids. Lineage: Eukaryota; Fungi; Ascomycota; Sordariomycetes; Xylariales; Xylariaceae. The transcript has 2 exons. The record is from RefSeq and is a predicted model, not a curated record.
AUCCGGAAAACCAGCUUGAACCAGGAUGCUAGACAGACGAUGACGAUCGCCUGUCAUUCUCAAAGCGUUUACCUUGCCUUGCUGUAGUAAGGAGAUCCCAAUCCCUGCACUGUUUUUUGGUAUGCUUUAUCCUAGUGUACACUACAUCUAUUGUUCUGGGCCCACGAUCUCGGUGGUUCGGCUCUCCUCUGAUUCUCUCCAAUUCCCUUUUCGCUCUCCGGUCUUUAGAUUUGCGAUGGUUUUGGCGAUGAAAGAUCUGGGGAAACGUCUUUUCUUACCACAACAUCUACCCUAGACGGAACGGAGCCGAAGGACCCUGGAUCGCUACCAUCUAUUCGUGUCACCUUUUCCCUCUCCCAAGGCUAUGCGAUGAGUGACUAAAGUCUUCGUCGUGAUCAUGGUUACAAGGUCCUUAUAUACCAGCGUUAUCGCUCUGUGGUUCCUUGCUGAGCAUGUCUGGAGCCAAACGACUACUGCUCGCACACCUACACCUACGAGUUCUGCUCUAAUAUCAACGUCAACAUUUGUUUCGCCAUCUUUAAAACACGAAGGAGGAGGGUUGAGCGAUAAGGCGAAAGCGGGCAUAUCGGUUGGCGUCACCCUUGGUGCCAUUAUUAUAGGCGGAUCUCUUGCGAUAUUAUGUGUUAUCAGGAAACGUAAUAGGACAUUAAUGAGGCCAGAGACACGGGUCCCGCCAUCGCGUGAUGUUGACGAUGAGGAUAUAUCAGGGGGAGACGCUGGAAAGGGUAAGCAGGUCCAUUAUAUGAAUGCGCCCUCGACUGGACAGCACGGUGUGUUUCAACAGGCGCCACAUGGAGUCGCAUAUCACGGAGGGGAGUAUCCAGCAAUACCAGAUCAGGCAUAUAUAUUGCCCCAGCAAACACAAGCGAUGCUGCCCGCGGUAGGGCAAUAUGGAGGGACAUACGCUUAUUCAGGAACAACGUACCUUGGGCCCACGCCCAUCGGUGCGAACCCGCAACAUGGCUACGCAGGGCCAUCUAAUACACAAUAUCAGCCCGAAGCACAUAUACAUUCACAACAGCAGCAACAACAACAAGGAGGAGACUUGACAUGGAUAUAUCCAGUAUCGACAUUAUCUCCGGUUGACGGAGCACCUCUACAAGACAUCCAGUAUAACUAUCUCCAAGACUACCAACCUCAGGUACAAGCCUCGACGUCGGGUCAUAACCAGAACGGAAGCCCAAUUUCGCCGCAAGAAUAUCAAAACGAUAAAUAUCACGUCCCACUACCUCGCCCAGACGUGAGCGAACUUCCCGAGCAGCGGAGACCCGUCGAAUUAAUGGGAGAAGGGCACUACAAAGAGGUGCCUUGAACAGCGAAAUCAAUUAAAACGUCUUUACUCAAAACAUAACACGCCACGCCCGGAUUGCAUAUCUCCGCGCAUUUGUAUAUCGUUGUAUACUUCACGAGGAAAGGCUGGGUACUUGAGCCCGGCCAGGAGCAUAGCAUAACAGUAAUGGCAAGUCUGUCUAUCUACCAAUUGUAUACCCAGGGGUAAAAAUCAUAUCAUGGCCC